UGUAUUAUUUUGGAAUAUCUCGAACUUAAAAUGGAGAAUAUAACGAGGCACCACAUACUCGUCUCUUGGCUUAAAUAACAGUAGCUAGUCUUCGGUUAUCUCCCACUUUCCCCUUACCCUGGGGCCAUUUUAGAGUGAAUUCAGGUAUUACUCGUAAAUAGCUUGACAAGCCAAAAAGAAAACAAGAAGUCACACACACACACCGAAACAAUGUCAAAUUCUUUUUGUCACCUAAAAUACUAACAGUGCUCCUUAAUAUUAAACAUCCAGUUAGUGUUUCAAUUCACCUACUAUAAGUGUUUUUAAAUUACAGUUCACUUUUUGAAUUAGUGUCCAAAUGAAGGUCGUACAUUACAAUUGUAUGUCGUUACUUAAUUUCCUUUUAAUCUGAGACUUUGUUGCUCCAUUGUUUUUCCUCUUGAAGUGGAUGAAAUCAUCAGAGUGAAAUCAUCAGAAUUAGAAGAGGGCCAAAGAUAGGAUCCUGAGAGACAUGAAAAGCCGUGGACUGUGCCUUUGAGGAACUUGUGGUACUUAAAUAUCCUUAUGUAGAAACAUAACCAUAAAGUAGUACAUCAACCCAGAGAAGUGUGGUCUAGUGGAAAUAGCACUGACCUAGAGGCAGAGACCUGGAUCUAGCCCUGUCUCCUGCUAACUAGCUUAUUAAGAUAUUUUCCUUUUUGGGUUUUGGUUUCCUCCUGUUAAAAAGAAGUUUGAGUUAAAGAUCCUUUCAGUUCUGUGAUUUUCUGAGGUGUUGAAACAGCAAGUCCAAAGGAGCUCUUUCAAUUAUUGUGCUCUGGUGUUAGAUGCCAGGGAUACAUGGGCAAAACAGGUGUUCUUUCUUUUCUGGAGCAUAUGUUAUAAUGGUGAAAAUCAUUAGGAACUGAUAAGAGUUCGACAGUUGGAGAGGAGGCAGAGAAACAGCAUGGGCAGUAGUAUGGGCUGAAAGGUGCUGGAUGCCUUAUUUCAGGGUAUAGUGUCUAGAUCUACCUAGCUGGGACAAAGGGCUGUGGAGAAGAAUGGAGAAAUAAAACAUUUGUUGAAUAAUUAACAGGUCCUCAACAUUUCUUAUGUGUUAUUUUAAUUUAUACAGCCACACCUAUGAAAAUAACUGUUAUCCCCAUUUUAUAGAUGAUGAAAUUGAAACUGAAACUCAAGAUUAAGUAAUUUGCCUAAGGUCACCCAGCAAAUUGACAGAACACAAAUUUAAAGCCAUCUUUUUAAGCCUUCAUUUUUUAUUAUACCAUUAUGAGUAUUACAUAUGAUCCAAGUAUUGCAACCUUUACAUAUAUUGCUUAUGACUCCUUUUUCUCUGCAGGGAAUGGACAGGCUACUAGCAUGGUCCAGCUACCAGGUGGGAGAUUCCAGAUGGGAACAAAUUCACCAGACAGCAGAGAUGGUGAAGGGCCUGUUCGGGAGGUGACAGUAAAACCCUUUGCCAUUGACAUAUUUCCUGUCACCAACAAAGAUUUCAGGUAUAUGAGGGAGUUUGUCAGGGAGAAAACGUACCGGACAGAGACUGAGAUGUUUGGAUGGAGCUUUGUGUUUGAGGACUUUGUCUCCAAUGAGCAUAGAAACAAAGCAACCCAGAAAAUGGAGUCUGCUCUCUGGUGGCUUCCAGUAGAACGGGCAUUCUGGAGGCAGCCUGCAGGUCCCGGCUCUGGCGCGAGACUGGAGCUUCCAGUGGUACAUGUGAGCUGGAAUGAUGCUCGUGCCUACUGUGCUUGGCCGGGGAAACGACUGCCCAUGGAGGAAGAGUGGGAGUUUGCUGCCCGAGAGGGCUUGAAGGGUCAGGUUUACCCAUGGGGUAACCAGUUCCAGCCAAACUGCACCAACCUGUGACAGGGAACGUUCCUUAAGGGUGACAAGGCUGAGGAUGGCUUCCAUGGGGUCUCCCCAGUGAAUGCUUUCCCCCCACAGAAUAACUAUGGGCUCUAUAACUUCAUGGGCAAUGUGUAGGAGUGGACAGCCUCAUCAUACCAGGCUGCUGACCAGGACAUGCUUGUCCUCUGGGGUGUGUGGAUCGACACAGUUGAUGGCUCUGCAAAUCACUGGGCCCAGGUCAUCACCAGGAUGGGCAACACUCCAGAUUCAGCCUCAGACAACCUAGGUUUCUGCUGUGUUUCCAGUGUAGGCCGCCUGCCUGGGGAGCUGUGAGCAGCCAUGCAGAGCCAACACGAGUCCCCUGUGGUACCCAUAUCACUCCCUGGCCACAGUCCAAACACAGCCAAACUCCAAGCUCUUCAACUUCAGCCUCAGGAAUGACCACCGUCCCUUUCCCCAUCCCUCUGUGGCAGGCACCUCUCUCCAGAGCAGGAAAUGACUGACCUCAGGGGAGGGGUACCACCGUGUCUUGGAGAUGGGACCAAACUUACUGAUUGUGGCCAGGAGCUGGGUGUUUCUCUUAGAGGUCAAAUAUUAACCAUAUAGAGACCAAAUACUCAAACUGGGGCAGAGUGCUCUGAAAGGUGGUUUGUUAAAACUUUUAAAGGUGUUCCUCUCCUUUCUCAGUGUCUGAUUCAGGGAUCUGGCAUUGUUUUCUCACAGCAGAAUUUCCCCAGUCCUCUUUAUUUUCCCAGCAAAUUGCCAUAAAAGGAAUACUUCCUUCGUUUGCCUCAUUUGUAGUGUUUCAUGUGCCUCUGAAGGAACCUACUUUCUACUCUAUGUAAAAUGCAAUAACUGGGCUUUUCAAAGUACAGCCUUAAAAAGUAAGGAAAACCAAAUGACUUCCCAGGAAAAACUACACAUCGUGUGAGUCAGAAAGUAAAUAACUCCAUAAAGACAAAUACCAGAAGCUUCCCUUUCUAUUAAUAUGCCUUCCAUAUGCCUCCAAACACAUGUUCCCAGAGAAGAAUGUGCUCCCUUGGUGGCACUAGAUGUCAUGAAAUCAGUAAAAUCUCCUGUGAUUAUGUA
Molecule: messenger RNA, 2910 nt
Organism: Manis pentadactyla (Chinese pangolin)
Lineage: Eukaryota; Metazoa; Chordata; Mammalia; Pholidota; Manidae
Gene: SUMF2
Product: sulfatase modifying factor 2
Cellular component (GO): endoplasmic reticulum
Source: RefSeq, a predicted model, not a curated record